This is a messenger RNA of Piliocolobus tephrosceles (Ugandan red Colobus), 9349 nucleotides long. It is a transcript of the gene DIDO1, whose product is annotated as death inducer-obliterator 1. Gene Ontology annotation, biological process: DNA-templated transcription; apoptotic signaling pathway. NCBI's taxonomy places the organism in Eukaryota, Metazoa, Chordata, Mammalia, Primates, Cercopithecidae. The record is from RefSeq and is a predicted model, not a curated record. Bases 1137 to 7844 code for a protein of 2235 amino acids. The transcript has 16 exons. Gene Ontology annotation, cellular component: nucleus.
UAUUGAGGGAACUGAAGAAAAUCCACAUGGAAGGUUAACAUCUACCAUACCUCACUUUCCCCUCGCUUGAUUGUAAAUGUCUAAUCGUUCCCUCCAACCCCUGUGGGCAAACAUAUCCAUGCAUUCUUUGAGUUCUAGCUACUGGUCAGUAGUUCUGAGUGUAGAAUUGACAUGGUGGGACACAGCCAAGGUCCCUGGGGCCUAGAGGUCCAGCGUGCCCGCCUCCCUUUCUCGCUGUGCUCCUUCCGCUCCCCCCACCCCACGCUCUUGGUUUCUGGCGCCGAGCUUGGGAGGGAGGCAGCUGGAUAGGGUCUUCAAGUUGGAGGGAAACCCCGCCCACGCCUGGACCCCGCCGCUCCCUGCCACUCCCAGCCGAGGCCGUCGGGAGCUUGCGGUUUGAGAAAUACAAUCUGGAAGAGAAAACUUGGGCCUUUUCUUCCAUUAUCCUCUGUCCCCGCCCCCCACACCUCUUACAAAUUUAGCCCAGGAGCUUCCUAUCCCCACCGACUUGAAGGGUUUAUCGGUCUUAAGAGCGAAAUCCUGGCGGAGUGCAGUCCCUCGGGGCUAGCAUCCACGUUCCGCCUUUGCCCUGCCCGAGCUGUUCCGAGGGAUCCCUGCAAGGGCAGCGCUCCAGCUUUCACCCUUGGGGUCGGGGAAAUAAGGCGUCCACAAAGGGUGCAACCAAGUCAUCGUCAGUGCAGACCCAAAGGACGCACCCGAAGUGCAGGUAGGGAAGGCGGGCGCAUGCGCGCAGUACGGGGUUAGGCUUCCCAGCCUGGGGCUCCGCUCUAGCCCCGCAGCGUCUCGGUGGCCGGCCUCGUCCUCCGCCCACCGCGCGGGGGCGCCGCUCUAGCCCCGCGCCGUCUCGGUGGCCGGCCGCCCACUCCACGGCGUUCGGGGAAAUGGCUGCGAGACCCUACAGGCCUGCGGCCUGCGGAGCUUACUCCAUGGGAACAGCCUCUAGAUAAUCUGAGUUGUUGAAAAUACGAAGCCUGUUACUCGUGAACAGUGGCUGACAACAGUGGUGUUGUGAGCCUGGCUGUCUGCUUGGACCAAGAGGUUUCGUCUGCCAGGGUUUUUUGGUUGUAUUUAGGAUUUCAGGGAAAAGUGUCCAAGCUUUCAGUGUUGGAGCAGGUAUGGAUGACAAAGGUGACCCGAGCAACGAGGAGGCACCUAAGGCCAUCAAACCCACCAGCAAAGAGUUCAGGAAAACAUGGGGUUUUCGAAGGACCACUAUCGCCAAGCGAGAGGGUGCAGGGGAUGCAGAGGCUGACCCACUGGAGCCGCCGCCCCCACAGCAGCAGCUGGGCCUGUCCCUGCGGCGCAGUGGGAGGCAGCCCAAGCGCACUGAGCGCGUGGAGCAGUUCCUGACCAUUGCGCGGCGCCGUGGCAGGAGGAGCGCGCCCGUCUCCCUGGAGGAUUCUGGUGAGCCCACGUCCUGUCCCGCCACAGAUGCCGAGACAGCCUCUGAGGGCAGCGUGGAAAGUGCUUCUGAGGCCAGAAGCGGCCCCCAGUCUGCUUCCACGCCUGUAAAGGAACGACCAGCCUCUUCUGAAAAGGUGAAAGGAGGGGAUGACCAUGAUGACACUUCCGAUAGUGACAGCGAUGGCCUGACCUUGAAAGAGCUUCAGAAUCGCCUUCGCAGGAAGCGGGAACAGGAGCCCACCGAGAGGCCCCUGAAAGGGAUCCAGAGUCGCCUGCGGAAGAAGCGCCGGGAGGAGGGUCCCGCUGAGACUGUGGGCUCCGAGGCCAGUGACACUGUGGAGGGUGUCCUGACCAGUAAGCAGGAGCCCGAGAAUGAUCAGGGGACUGCGUCCCAGGCUGGGAAAGAUGACAGAGAGAGUAAGUUGGAGGGAAAGGCGGCUCAAGACGUCAAAGAUGAGGAGCCUGGAGACUCAGGCAGACCGAAGCCUGAAUGUGAGGGUUAUGACCCCAAUGCCCUAUAUUGCAUUUGUCGCCAGCCUCACAACAACAGGUUUAUGAUUUGCUGUGACCGCUGUGAAGAGUGGUUUCAUGGCGAUUGUGUAGGCAUUUCUGAGGCUCGAGGGAGGCUUUUGGAAAGGAAUGGGGAAGACUAUAUCUGCCCAAACUGCACCAUUCUGCAAGUGCAGGAUGAGACUAAUUCAGAAACCGCAGAUCAGCAAGAAGCUAAAUUGAGACCUGGAGAAGCUGAUGGCACCGAUUGUACAAGUAUAGGAACAAUAGAGCAGAAGUCUAGCGAAGACCAAGGGAUAAAGGGUAGAAUUGAGAAAGCUGCAAAUCCAAGUGGCAAGAAGAAACUCAAGAUCUUCCAACCUGUGAUAGAGACGCCUGGUGCCUCAAAAUGUAUUGGCCCCGGGUGCUGUCAGGUGGCGCAGCCCGACUCAGUGUACUGCAGCAAUGACUGCAUCCUCAAACAUGCCGCAGCGACAAUGAAGUUUCUAAGCUCAGGUAAAGAACAGAAGCCAAAGCCUAAAGAGAAGAUGAAGAUGAAGCCAGAGAAGCCCAGUCUUCCGAAGUGUGGUGUUCAGGCAGGUAUUAAAAUCUCUUCUGUGCACAAGAGACCAGCUCCAGAAAAAAAAGAGACCACAGUGAAGAAGGCAGUGGUGGUCCCUGCACGGAGUGAAGCACUCGGGAAGGAAGCAGCUUGUGAGAGCAGCACGCCGUCGUGGGCGAGCGAUCACAAUUACAAUGCAGUAAAGCCAGAAAAGACUGCUGCUCCCUCGCCGUCACUGUUGUAUAAAUCCACGAAGGAAGACAGGAGGUCCGAGGAGAAAGCGGCAGCCACAGCAGCCUCAAAGAAAACAGCCCCUCCGGGCUCUGCGGUGGGCAAGCAGCCUGCACCUAGAAACCUCGUGCCAAAGAAAUCUUCUUUUGCUAAUGUGGCAGCAGCCACACCAGCCGUUAAAAAGCCACCCUCAGGUUUCAAGGGCACCAUCCCCAAGAGGCCUUGGCUCUCUGCUACCCCAUCGAGUGGUGCUUCAGUUGCCAGGCAGGCAGGACCGGCACCUGCAGCUGCCUCCAAGAAGUUCCCCGGCUCUGCUGCCUUGGUGGGAGCCGUAAGGAAGCCAGUGGUACCUUCUGUUCCAACGGCCUCGCCAGCCCCAGGACGCCUUGGGGCUAUGAGUGCUGCCCCAUCGCAGCCAAAUUCACAAAUUCGGCAAAAUAUCAGACGCUCCUUAAAAGAGAUUUUGUGGAAAAGAGUCAAUGACAGCGAUGACUUAAUCAUGACAGAAAACGAAGUAGGAAAAAUCGCCCUCCAUAUUGAGAAGGAGAUGUUCAACUUGUUUCAAGUUACAGAUAAUCGCUACAAGAGUAAAUACCGCAGCAUCAUGUUCAACCUGAAGGACCCUAAAAAUCAGGGACUCUUCCAUCGUGUUCUGCGUGAGGAAAUCUCUUUGGCAAAACUUGUGAGACUGAAGCCAGAAGAACUUGUAUCUAAAGAGCUUUCCACGUGGAAAGAGAGGCCGACGAGAUCUGUGAUGGAGUCCAGAACUAAACUGCACAAUGAAAGCAAGAAGACGGCCCCCAGGCCGGAGGCCAUCCCGGAUCUGGAGGACUCUCCGCCAGUGUCAGAUUCAGAGGAACAGCAAGAGUCAGCACGUGCUGUCCCUGAGAAGAACACAGCGCCGCUCCUGGACGUCUUCAGCUGCAUGUUGAAAGACACCACCAGUCAGCACCGCGCACACCUCUUCGAUCUCAACUGUAAAAUUUGCACAGGCCAGGUUCCCUCCGCAGAAGAUGAGCCAGCUCCAAAAAAACAAAAAUUGUCAGCUUCUGUUAAGAAAGAAGACGUAAAAUCGCAGCCUGACAGCUGUGCCCCUGACCCAGCUCCUGACCCAGCCGAUGAGGUCAUGCCGGAGGCUCUGCCUGAAGUUGCCUCUGAGCCAGGCCUCGAAAGUGCUUCUCAUCCAAACGCGGACAGAACGUACUUCCCUGGGCCUCUAGGAGAUGGCCAUCCCGAGCCCUCCCCGCUGGAAGACCUGUCCCCCUGCCCAGCCUCCUGUGGGAGCGGGUUGGUCACCACCGUCACAGUGUCCGGCCGGGACCCCAGGACCGCUCCAAGCAGUUCAUGCACAGCCGCGGCCUCCGCAGCAGCCCGCCCAGACAGCACCCACGUGCCGGAAGCCAGACAGGACGUGCCGAAGCCUGUCUUGACUUCUGUGAUGGUGCCCAAGUCCAUACUAGCUAAGCCGUCCUCAUCUCCUGACCCAAGAUACUUGUCAGUUCCUCCGUCACCAAAUGUCAGCACCUCUGAAUCACGGUCCCCUCCAGAGGGAGACACGACCCUCUUUUUGUCUCGACUCAGCACCAUUUGGAAAGGAUUUAUUAACAUGCAGAGUGUGGCAAAAUUUGUCACUAAGGCGUAUCCUGUCUCUGGGUGUUUCGAUUACCUCAGUGAGGAUUUGCCUGACACGAUCCACAUUGGUGGGAGGAUUGCACCGAAGACAGUUUGGGAUUAUGUUGGCAAACUCAAGUCUUCUGUGUCUAAGGAGCUGUGUCUGAUCCGCUUCCACCCCGCCACAGAGGAAGAGGAGGUGGCCUAUAUCUCUCUCUACUCCUAUUUUAGCAGCCGCGGCCGCUUUGGUGUUGUAGCCAAUAACAACAGGCACGUCAAGGACCUCUACCUGAUCCCACUGAGCGCCCAGGAGCCUGUUCCAUCCAAACUCUUGCCCUUUGAGGGACCAGGUCUUGAGUCACCACGUCCGAAUAUAAUUCUUGGAUUAGUAAUCUGCCAAAAAAUAAAACGUCCCGCAAACACUGGAGAGUUAGAUAAGAUGGACGAAAAGCGCACCCGACUUCAACAAGAAGAAGUGGACGUUCCGGCCUAUCCAAAAGUAACCACAGCCCCGCAGUCCGAAAAGAAGCCCUCCAAGUAUCAGCUGUACUCUGCAGACACGGCUGUCAGCAGCACACCCCCUGGGUCGCCUCCCCCUCCGCCCCCUCUUCCAGAACCGCCGGUGCUAAAAGUGUUGUCAUCCCUCAGACCUGCAGCCACCAGCCCAGCCACAGCAGCCACAACAGCAGCAGCCUCCACGGCAGCUUCCUCUGCCGCUUCCUCUGCUUCCAAAACAGCGUCACCACUGGAGCACAUCCUGCAGACUCUCUUUGGAAAGAAGAAAUCAUUCGACCCUUCUGUCCGGGAGCCGCCUGGGUCCACCACAGGUCUCCCCCAGGAGCCCAAAACCACAGCAGAGGACGGGGUGCCGGCGCCUCCACUGUUAGAUCCGAUCGUCCAGCAGUUCGGUCAGUUCUCAAAAGAUAAGGCUCUAGAGGAAGAGGAGGAUGACAGGCCAUACGACCCCGAAGAGGAGUACGACCCCGAGAGGGCCUUCGACACUCAGCUUGUGGAGCGAGGCCGGCGCCACGAGGUGGAAAGAGCUCCUGAAGCAGCUGCAGCCGAGCGGGAAGAGGUGGCCUACGACCCCGAGGAUGAGACCAUCUUAGAAGAAGCGAAAGUGACUGUUGAUGACUUGCCCAACAGGAUGUGUGCCGACGUGAGAAGGAGCUCCGUGGACAGGCCUGCUGAGCCGGUGGCUGGGGCCACCACGCCUUCCUUGGUGGAACAACAGAAGAUGCUAGAAGAGCUGAACAAACAGAUCGAGGAGCAGAAGAGACAGCUGGAGGAGCAGGAAGAAGCUCUCAGGCAGCAGAGGGCUGCUGUCGGGGUCUCCAUGGCCCACUUCUCGGUGUCGGACGCCUUGAUGUCUCCACCACCAAAGUCGUCCUUGCCCAAGGCGGAGCUGUUCCAGCAAGAGCAGCAACCCGCAGACAAGCCCGCCUCACUGCCCCCCGCCAGCCAGGCAUCAAACCACAGAGACCCACGGCAGGCGAGGCGCCUGGCCGCCGAGACCAGUGAGGGGGAGGGGGAGCCUCUCUCCAGGCUUUCGACACGUGGUGCCCAAGGUCCCCUGCCUGAGAGAGAUGCUUGCAGGGGCGGCCUUGUGGGCCAGGCACCUGUGCCAGUCCUGGAGGAAAAGGAGCUAGCCUCUUCCCCCUGGGCUUCAGGCGAAAAGCCCCCAGCGGGGUCCGAGCAGGACGGCUGGAAGGCAGAGCCUGGGGAGGGCACCCGCCCUGCCACGGCUGGAGACAGCUCAGCCAGGCCUGCCCGGAGGGUGCUGCUGCCCACACCACCCUGCGGUGCCCUGCAGCCCAGCUUCGCGCUGCAGCACGACGGUGAGAGGGACCCUUUCACCAGCCCAGGGUUCGCGUCGCAGGACAAGGCUCUUGGCUCAGCUCAGUAUGAGGACCCAAGAAAUCUUCAUUCUGCUGGAAGGAGCAGCAGCCCUGCAGUUGAAACGGGGGGGGACAGAGAGCCACAGGCCAGACUCGGCGAGGGCACCACCCCGCUCCCUACACCAGGACAGAAAGUGGGGGGCGCUCAGCCCCAGUUUCAAGGUCAGCGUGAACCUGGACCUCAUGCUUUGGGGAUGUCAGGGCUUCAUGGCCCCAAUUUCCCGGGACCAAGGGGGCCAGCCCCUCCGUUUCCAGAAGAGAGUAUCGCCUCUAACGAUGGGCCACGAGGGCCUCCACCAGCCAGAUUUGGAGCCCAGAAGGGGCCCAUCCCUUCCUUAUUCUCGGGGCAACAUGGGCCACCACCUUAUGGGGACAGCAGAGGCCCCUCCCCCUCUUACCUUGGUGGACCUCGAGGAGUGGCACCAUCCCAAUUUGAAGAACGCAAGGAUCCCCAUGGGGAGAAGAGGGAGUUCCAGGACGCCGCGUAUAACGAGGUCUCGGGCGCCCCCACGCAGUUCGAAGGGACAGAGCCAGCGCCGUUUCUGGGAGGCAGAGGCGGCGCGCCUUUCCAGGUCGGAGGCCAGAGAAGGCCGCUGCUGUCCCAGCUGAAAGGCCCCCGAGGCGGCCCCCCUCCCUCUCAGUUUGGAGGUCAGAGAGGACCACCCCCUGGCCAUUUCGUGGGCCCAAGAGGGCCCCAUCCUAGUCAGUUUGAAGCUACCCGGGGCCCUCAUCCCAGCCAGUUCGAAGGGCCCAGAGGCCAGGUCCCUAACUUUAUGCCAGGUCCCCGGGGCAUUCAGCCUCAGCAGUUCGAAGACCAGAGGGUCCAUUCCCCACCCAGAUUCACAAACCAAAGGGCGCCAGCACCCCUGCAGUUUGGUGGGCUGCGGGGCUCCGCGCCCUUCUCUGAAAAAAGCGAGCAGACCCCGUCGCGAUUUCACUUCCCGGGCCAGGCCCCGCAGGUGAUGAAGCCGGGCCCCAGGCCCCUGCUGGAGCUCCCCAGCCACCCCCCGCAGCAUCGGAAGGACGGCUGGGAGGAGGCCGGGCCGCCCUCCGCGCUCUCCAGUGCGCCCGGGCAGGGCCCCGAGGCCGACGGACCGUGGGCAUCGCCCGACUUCCGAGAGGGCAAAGGCCACGAGUACAGAAACCAGACUUUCGAAGGGAGGCAGCGAGAGCGCUUUGACGCGGGCCCCAAAGAGAAGGCGCUGGAGGAGCCCGACGCCCAGGGCCGGGCGUCCGAGGACAGGCGGAGAGAGCGCGAGCGCGGCCGAAACUGGAGCCGAGAGCGGGACUGGGACCGGGCCCGGGACUGGGACCGACACCGGGACAAGGACUCCAGCCGGGACUGGGACAGAAACCGGGAGAGGAGCGGCAACCGGGACCGAGAGCGCGAGGCCGACCGGGGCAAGGAGUGGGACCGCGGCCGGGAGCGGAGCCGGAACCGAGAGCGCGAGCGAGACCGGAGGCGCGACCGGGACCGGUCCCGGAGCAGAGAGCGGGACCGAGACAAGGCCAGGGACAGGGAGCGGGGCCGCGACCGCAAGGACCGGAGCAAGAGCAAAGAGAGCGCUCGGGACCCGAAGCCCGAGGCCUCGAGGGCCUCCGACGCCGGCACCGCCUCGCAGGCCUAGACGCCCGGGCCGGGCAGAGACCCUUUUUAAAGCCACGUUCGUAAAAUGCGUUGAACAAAUAGCUUUUGAAAUAGCCACGAUCUUAGAUUCAGGAUAGAAUAUUCUGGACUUGAAAAUUACUGUAAUUUUGUGUAAAUGGUUUCUUACUAGAUUUCACACCUUUACAAUUGUGAUGCUUUUUAAAAAAAACUAAACUUUAAUAUUUCCAUUUAAAGUUAAAGAAAUGGGAAAUUGCCUACAGAGCAUAUUGCUUUUUCAGAUCAUAAAGUUAUCUUUUCCAAUAACUUGACUAUUGUACAUUUUAAGGGAAUUUCGUUGGACCCUAGAGCCAUACCUUCACUGACAUCUCAUCUGUUUGUGUUUCCAAAAGCUGCUUUUACAGGUCUUAGCCGCUGUCCCGGAGGCCGUGUGGGCGUGACCUGCAGGCGUCCACCCUGCGGCUGCGGGAGAAGUGUUAGUAGCUUGUAUCUGCAGUCUUGAGAAACACAAAACUUAGAAAUGCAUCUUUCUUUUGUCAUAAAAUUUGAAUUGCAAUUUUCAACUGGGAAACAAAAACACAUUUCUUAGCGAGCUCAGCUUUUAUAUGUCACCUUAUCAGUUUUUUCAAAACCAUGAUUUAAAGCAACAUCUGUCCUAGUAUAAUUGUUGCAUUUUAAAUAACAAUUUAUUGAAAAAUGUUAAGUUUGACCAGCCUAAAAAAAAGUAACAAACCAAUUAAGUGUACUCUGGGGGCGGGGAGGAGUCCUUGAUCUGAAUAAUCCGAACGUUUUGUUCAUCCAGUUUCACCUUCUGAGCAGUUCUGUGUCCCGAGAAAAGUGCAGUCAGCCUCAAACUGGUAUUUGUCAGAUGAUAUAUUUAAAAGUUUGUCCUUGAAAGUGGAACAAUACUCGUAUAAAGUCUGAGAUGAGAAAUAGUGAUUAUUAGCUCAAGAACUGCAAAUGAGAUAGGAAGCUGUUCACUGUGAAACAGUCUCUUGCUUGUGUAUUUUUUGAGUACUUCUGAAGUGUGAAGUAAAAAACAUCUGGCUAAUUUAUUUGUACAAAUACACUUUGAUAAUUUUUUAUAUUUUCAUAAAGUUACUUUUACAGAUAUAAAAUUAAAGAACUUCACUUGUCCUUUGGAGUCUGUUAUUCCAUUGUACGUCACUACAGAUUUUUCACUUUAUAGCACAGAUUUCUUAAGAAAACAUUGAGAACGUAUCAGUUUGAGAUGUUUGGUGUUGAAAGCCAAGUGUCCAUAGGUUAAAUUACAUUAAAGUAGGUGUCACUUUCCAACAUCUAGUACGAUGUGAAGGUUUUUUGUUUGUUUGUUUGUUUAACAUAUAAAGCAAAUUUUUCUAAUUUAAAUACACAAAUGUAAAAAUCAAGUGUGUUUCUUUAGUUUACUUGAUAGAGAUUCCUGUAAAUUGUAUUUUAUAUUGCGGAGGCUUAUAUCACUGUACAUGAGAACAUGGAACGGCAUAGGGUUUGUUACUCGCAGUAGAAUAAACAGCCACAGGAAGUUUC